Molecule: messenger RNA, 2826 nt
Organism: Paramecium sonneborni
Lineage: Eukaryota; Ciliophora; Oligohymenophorea; Peniculida; Parameciidae
Source: the annotation of a GenBank genome assembly
AUGUCAAAAAAUAUUUAAAACUAACUUAUCUUUAAUGGAAAGCAUAAAAUGCACAAUUUUAUUAAAAAAGAAACGAGUGAUUCUCAUAAAAAAGCAAAUAUUUUUAUCAUUAAGUAAACAUUAGAAGAAAAACUAAAACAAGAAAUUAUAAAUAUUAUGAAAAGCAUAUGUGAUUUACAAAGCUAAUUAUAUUAUUCAAUCUAUGUUAUAAAAGAUUAAAAGUUUAAUGAUUAAAAUAAUAACAGUAAUUCAUAGAUACAAUCUUAUGCUUAUACUUCAGAUUUAUAUAAAAACACUUCAGAUUUAUUUAAAGACUCUUUAAUAAACAUAGAAUUAUCAAAAAUAAUUGACAUUGAUGUAAAUUUUUUAUAGAAAUUAAAAUAAUUUUAAGCUUAUAAGAGAAACCAAUUGUUAAAAUUUGCAUAAGAGAUAGCAAAAAGGAAUUGGUUUAAAUGGUUUGAUCAAAUAUUGAAUCCAGAAAAUUAAGAGCUUAGAUAUCAGAUAUUUAGUCUUUAUUAAGUUUUAAAAAAUGUAUACCAUACAGUAUUAAAUUAGAUCUUGAAUUAAGGUUACCAAUGUGUAAUUUAAAUAUAUUAAAACUUCAACCCUGGAUAUAAUCUAUUAAUGCAUACUUCAUCCAUUAUCUAAUCUAUUUUUUGUUAAGGUAAUUGUAUUAAAAAUAAUCAAGAGUACGAAUAGAAUAAAAUUUUAGAUUUUCCGAGAUUUAUUUAUAUAAAUUUAACAGGUAAAGAAUCUAAAGAAAAUUUAUAAUUUUGGAGAGAGUUUAAUUACUAUUAUUAAAGGCACUGUUUAUAUUUUUCAAUUUAUUGGAUAUAAACUUAAUAGAAUAUGGAUUAAAUAAAAAGAGAAUUGAAUCCAUCCGUAAUAUAGACAAUUAUUCCAUAUUUUAGUGUAGAAAAUGUUAAAAUAUCUAAAUUUGAGAUGAAGAUUCUAUUUAAUUAAUUUAUCAAAAAUAAGUUGAUCUAAUUUAGACCUAUUGUUAUUUAUGUUGAUAUAAGCAACACUUAAUAUUUUUAAAUACAAGAAAAAGCUUUGUAAAUAUUAGUUGGAAAAUUAAGGAAAUAUGCUAAAGUUGUAAUUCACAUAAAGUUUGACAAGGAUACUCAAUAAUUAGAAUAGGCUUCUUUAUCAUAUUUGAGAAUUCUGAAUGCUUGCUUGUUUGGAAUCUAAAGAAUUAAAACUAUAGCAAAAAAAGAUUCAUAUAAAGUAAUUGAUCAACAAUAAAACAAAAAUUAUAACAAUUUUUUUGAAUAAAAGUUAUUUGGUAUCUAAAAAUCAAUGCAUUUAAUAAAUUUCUUUAGAGCUUAAUAACAUCUAAUGAAUAAAAAAAAAAAUUAAUAAGGUUAACUUUUUGAAGAUCUUUAUUUUGUUAUAAUGUAAGAAAAUUAGUAAAAUAUAAUUAUAAAACCAAAAAACCAUUAAAAAAAUAGCAUUCAUUUUCAAUAAGUUUAUAUUUCAUAUACAUAUAAAAUAAUAAUUUUAUUAGAUUUCUUAAAUCAAAACUUUUAUUAUUAUUCUGGAUAGGAUUUCUCAACAUCAGAUACAGAUUAUACAUUGUAAUUUUUAUUAAUAUAAUUAGUAAUGAAUUUGAGGGGAAAAUUCCAUUACGUUACGAUGGUAAAUUAAGAAAUGGUUAAAUAAUAAUAUAUGGUAAAAAAAUUUUAUUUGUAUACCCAAUAACAACUUAAGGUGAAAAAUCAAUAUAGGAGGAUGUUAUAUUAAUUUAUUGUUUAUAAAAAAAUAGAUGGGAUAGACUGGAAAGGAAUCAACUAGAAUAAAUCUAAAAUAACGAUUAGUAUUUUGAUAAUAAUGAAAAUACAGAGAGAUAUAUAUAAGAACUAAGAUAAUAACUUAUAGUUGGUUAAACAGUCUGUCAAAUUCAACAUUAACAAGAUAAUUUUUUUUAAGUUUUUGCUCUUUUUGGGGGUGAAAUUAUAAAGUAUUCAAAAUUUAAUAUUUAGUUCUUUUCAGCCAAUGAAUUUGAUAGAAUAUAUAUUUGUAGAUUUUGAGAAUAAAUUAUAAUUUUAUUCUUAAUUCAUUAAAAGACAUAAUAAUCCAUUUUUUGGGUCAAUUAAACCAUCACCAAAUUCAUUAGUUUUGCCAAUAAAUACAAACUCAUUGUUAUUUUAAAAUAUAGAAGCUGCUUAUUUAAUAUUAAGACCAUGGAAUUAAACUAAAACUAAUUAUUAUGAUGCUAUGUUAAAUCCUUAAAAUAUUAAUAAUGUUUAAAUCCUUUUUUAAUAUUGUUACAAAAAAAAAAAUUAAUAAAAUAAUAGAAAUUAACAAGAUUGUAAGAAUGUUUUUUUUGAUAUUGAUUAUUAAGUGUCCUAAAAUUCAAAAUAUUUAUUAAAUAUUUUAGAGGUGAUUAAUUCAGAUAUGAAUUGGAUAUAGAUUAAUUAAAAUAAUGAGAAAAAUUAAGAUGAUGAGAUUUAAUGGGAAUGGAGAGUUAUUUAUACUAGAUAUUGUAGAAUAAAGAAUUUGCAAUAUUUACUUAAUAAAAAGGAACCCAAUAUAAUAAAUUCAAAUACUGUUAAGAAUUAUAGGUCAUAGUUUAGAGAGGCAGGUACUAAAUUAAUAUCUUUCGAAUUUAUUAUUAGAUUAAAAUACUCUAAUAAAUAAUAAUAACCUACUGAAGAAAUUAAUAAUAGCUAUAAUUAAUCAAUACACCAAAGUGAAAUAAAUUUGAAGUAAGAAUAAUAUAAAAUAAGUAGUAAAUCAUAAUUAAGAUAAGUACCAUUUUUGCAUUUUAGUUCAAAAGAUUGGACACUCUAAACAGAAAUUGUUUGGGAUUAUAAUAUAAAUUGA